Molecule: messenger RNA, 216 nt
Organism: Lactuca virosa
Lineage: Eukaryota; Viridiplantae; Streptophyta; Magnoliopsida; Asterales; Asteraceae
Source: the annotation of a GenBank genome assembly
AUGGAAGACGAAGUAGUCAUCGCUUCUUCAUCCAUCGAAGCCGGAAUCGGUUGCUGGGGCCUUCGUUCCGGUGCAGAACAUCUCCGCUACCGCUCAUGCGCCUCUCCUCCUCACGGCCUUGUAUCCGUCGCUGGACGCUUCCUUGCUUCCUCCCAGCUCCGUGAUUCUUCGUCAUCCUCUGGCUCCGUUCUCUUCUGGUCGUGGAACAAGGUAUGA